Trametes versicolor FP-101664 SS1 is the source of this 3997-nucleotide messenger RNA. RefSeq lists its product as uncharacterized. Gene Ontology annotation, molecular function: transcription coregulator activity; double-stranded DNA binding; protein binding. The record is from RefSeq and is a predicted model, not a curated record. Bases 32 to 3616 code for a protein of 1194 amino acids. Gene Ontology annotation, biological process: regulation of transcription by RNA polymerase II. NCBI's taxonomy places the organism in Eukaryota, Fungi, Basidiomycota, Agaricomycetes, Polyporales, Polyporaceae. The transcript is spliced from 8 exons. Gene Ontology annotation, cellular component: nucleus.
GCUCUUCUCUCUUUCUCCUUCUUGGUGCCCCAUGUCGUCUUCGUCGACGACCGCAUGCUCGCGGUCUCCCUCACCAUCACCUGCAACGCCCGAGGCGUCCGACAACCUAGGACCGAUUAUGAACCAGGAGGAUCUUUCUGCUUGGUGCAAUUCUCUUCCGGACGCACAAUUCCUCGUCAAGGGCGAAAUCCAGUAUGGACAGAACGGCGGAAAGCGUGAUGCGAAUGCCACGUUGGACUUGGAGGAUCUUUUGCAGGACCACGUAUAUGAGGAUGUAACACCCGCUACCCAACCAGGACCUAUGUUCUGCCCUGUAACGAGUCCAGCAUCCUCACCGAACGCACCAGGCGCAGGGGUUCGCAAUACCCUCUCAGUCACGAAGCCGAUACCCCCUCCCGCGCAGGUGCGGAAGGAGCCGCCCGCCUUGCAGCGUGUCGUGUUUCCCCCAAAGGAUUCGUGUUCGAACCUCCCCGUUUUGUUCCCAAGCCUUCCGGAGGGCGGCACGAAGUCCAGAGUGGAGACACAGAUUCGUCUUACUGUCGAUCUAGCCCACGCGAGCUCUUCGUCGGGGGAGCCAUUGAAAUACGACAAGGUCGGUAGCUGGAAAUGGUUACGGUUACCCAAGGGCACUUCGACGAAGAAGAGGACGCGUAAAGAAGGCAAAGUUGAUGCCGCGUCGGAGGAGUCACUUUAUCUCACCACGGACAUUACGUGCGCCACGCCUCCACAUACUCCUGUCGCUGCCUGUUCAAGUUGUCAAACGCGCGAGGCCAAGCGCGUUGCACGCAAGAUUGCCGCACGUGUGAGGCCCGCACGCUCCGACUCGGACUCUCAGGAGGAACCCCCGGUCAUACCAGGGAAGGGCAAGCAUGAAGAUACCUCCAACAUUCUGCAGUUCAACUGCCCAGAGGUGCUUGACUUCUCGUCCGGUUCGGUGAUCCUGCCCCUGCGGAUUACCUGCUACUGCCGCCAUCAUCGGGAGAAGGUAGGAUUCCAUCUCCACUUUACGAUGCUUGACCACACCGGUCGGGUCGUCGGAACGGGGACCACAAAGCCGAUCAUGAUCACCGACGAUCACAAGAGUACGGGCGUCAGUGCACAGAAGGCGACCACCGAGUUUGGUUCGAAGCUUGAUUGGACUGUCGGCGGCGCAGAAUCCCCAGAGGGCUCUGCGACGAAGCGGAAGAAGGGUCAGGGCUCGAACGGGGCGGAUCGGUCCAAGAAACGCGCGAAGCCGUACGAUGCCAACAACCGGGUGUCGCGGCUUAACCGACAGAGCAGCAGCGGAAGCUUGCAGUCUCCGUCCGACAUGCCUUCUGCAUUCGCGACGAGGUCAUCGUCGCCGAUGCAAAGCUCGCUAGCCUCGCCCCUGCAAAGCAACGUCUCAACUCCGGCGAUGUCUUUCGGUUUCGGCAGCGAACCACCCCCAAUAUCGUCGGCCCCCCCAGCAGAUAUCCUCGAUAGCGUUGCUUCUACAGCAGCCGCUAGCCCGAUGAUGCCUGCUUUCGAUAUGAACGCGCCGCUGAGCGACUUCAUCAACGCGAGCUUCCAAACUGACAUCCCUAUGCCGGACUGCUCUGAACUCGGUUCUCCGGCCGUCUCCUUCCCCGAUCCCUCCAGCUCACCCUUCGCGCACCCGCUCCAACCUCCACAUCCGCAAACAAUGCUAGACCCCAUGACUAUGUCUGUACCUGCGGCAGCUUCCCUGCCGUAUAUGCUGUUCAAGCAUGACCCGCCACCGCCCAUCAGCCUUCCGACACCGAGGAUUCACCGUCUCAUACCAUCCUCAGGGCCGACAUACGGCGGUAUCGAGGUUACGGUGCUAGGCGCCAACUUCCAUCCUUCGAUGCAGCUGAACUGUGUGUUUGGUGGCUCGGCCUCGACCUCGACGCAACGCUGGAGCGAUAACACGCUCGUGUGUGUCUUGCCCCCGAGUACACAACCUGGUUCCGUACAUGUGUGGUUUGAAGGUUUGCCAACGGAGGAAGAUGGCUCGCCGCCGUGCUUGUUCACCUACACGGACGAGACCGACCGAGCACUCAUGGAGCUCGCUCUGCAGGUCGUCGGCCUGAAGAUGACCGGCAAGAUCGAAGAUGCGCGCAACAUCGCCAUGCGCAUCGUUGGCAACACUGGCGGCCCUGAAGCGGAUCCGAGCAUAUCUAGCAGCAGCGCGAUGCAGCUAUCUUCCCAGGCAGAUCUCCCUCGCCAUCUCCUGUUGGGCAGCGCCGGUGACAGCGGUGACUUCGAGAAACUCCUUCUGGACUUCCUCUCGGUGCUCGACGUCCCCACGGAUGCCCCCAGUGACCGCUCGGCGUCGAUCUCGCGGCAGACUAUCAGCGGGCAGACGCUCCUCCACCUGGCGACACUUGCGAAGUUCCCCGCGCUUGUCAAGUUCUUACUAGCGCGAGAGAUCGACGUCGAUGCGCGCGACCAGAACGGCUGCACCGCGCUGUGCCUCGCAGCGCUCUCAAACUCCCGCGAGUGCGCACGUGUGCUCGUCGACGCAGGCGCGGCACUCGAUGUCGUGAACGCGGCCGGCAAGACCCCAGCGGAGGUCGGCUCGGCCGGCUUCUUCGACUUCAUCGCAUCCGAGAGCGAGCGGUCGUCCGAAGACGGCCGCGACAUAGACGACGACGAAGGCGUCUGGGGCGAUGGGGAAGAAGAGUCGGAGGACGGCACCGAGGUGCGCGCGCCGAAGAGCCGCACCAGCCGACGGCCUUCACACCGCAACCUGAAGCAACGCCACGGCCUCCCCACACCCGACUCGCAACGCACAGACACGGACGAGAGCCCCACGCCCACCUCCGCCGAGAAGAAGGCCGUCGAGGCCGGGCUCGCCGGCGUCGACGAGAAGCAGGCGGCCGCGACGUUCACGGAGACGCUCUACCGCACGCUCGCGCAGCUGCAGUACCCGCAGGGCAUGAUCCCGCAGCUCCCGCUGCUGCACAUGCCGAACCUGCCCGGCAUGCCGGCGUGGGGCGCGCUCCCGCAGAUCCCCGCCGUCUUCCCCGUGCUCGUCCCCAUCCAACAGCUCUGGGGCGACCGCCGCGCCCGUGGGGGCGAGGGCGAGGAGAAGGAUGAGGGCGCCCCAGCGGAUGCUGCGCAGCAGCCGUGGCUCGGCAUCCCGUCCGCGCAGGACUGGAAGGCGUUCUGGGAGAAGUGGAUGCAGCAGAUGAACCGCGCGACGGACGUGCACGAUAACCCGCCCCCGGCGUACACGCCGCGCGAGACCGUCGAGGCGGAGAAGCUGGAGAAGGAGAAGGCACACUCGCAGGAGCAGACACAGGAGGAGCCCGUUGCAGUCGCUGAGGUGCCGAGCGUCGUUGAGCCCGGGCCUGAGCCCGAGCUCCUGCGGGUCGCCGCGGAGCGGGUGGUGGUUGCGCGGCCGGCCGAAUACCCUGAGGCGGCUAUUCCUGAAGAAGAGGUACAAUUGUAUGCAUACAGGCCUACGCGCAAGCCCGCUCGGCGGGCGCAGAAGAAGCACGACCGAAUGCUGGUCUUGUUCUGGAUUCCCAUACUUCUUGUUGGUUUCGCGUGGGCGUUCCUACAGGCGUUCCGCAUCGCGUUGCACGCAACGCGCGCGGCCGUCACGCUCAAAGUCGGGCUCCGUGCCUAAUUGCGCUGGAGCACCGGUCGCACGGAUUGCUUGGAUUAUCCCGAAUGUCUCGUUGUACGUUAUCUGUCCCCAUCUCGCCUAUUGACGCUCCCUCGCCGUCGUCGUCAAAUACUAGCCUACCCCUCCCGCCAGGACUGUUCUAAGUGUAGCUUCCCUCCUGCCCCCGUUACCCUCCUUCUAUCCUCCGUUCCCCAUUUUUACACGAAUCUGCGACCCGUGCUGGGGCUCUAUGUACGCAUCCCGUCCGGAGUUGGCCAUAGCGCCACUCUCGUUCUCCACCCUCGUUUUGUUUCUACAGGUUAUACCGUCCGUCCGUCCCGUAUCUUAUGCCGUCCCGAAGGCCUCCCUGGUGUUUUCUUAGAUGCAAAGUGUACUAGCUCC